This is a messenger RNA of Hypanus sabinus (Atlantic stingray), 15048 nucleotides long. Its product is annotated as plasma membrane calcium-transporting ATPase 1-like. The transcript has 23 exons. Gene Ontology annotation, cellular component: intracellular membrane-bounded organelle; membrane. Gene Ontology annotation, molecular function: ATP binding; P-type calcium transporter activity; PDZ domain binding. The record is from RefSeq and is a predicted model, not a curated record. Gene Ontology annotation, biological process: calcium ion transmembrane transport; regulation of cytosolic calcium ion concentration. Bases 746 to 4372 code for a protein of 1208 amino acids. Lineage: Eukaryota; Metazoa; Chordata; Chondrichthyes; Myliobatiformes; Dasyatidae.
CUCCCAUGCCACACAUGAUCAGCUGCAGAAGUUUUGCAUAUUGACAAGAUUUCGAAAGGCUGAACUGAAGUGAAUCAGUUCUGACACAGAAGCUCGACACCCUGCUAAUUUUACGGACUAUUCUAUGGCUUAGGAGCUUUGAGAAAAAUGCGGACGGCAUUGACGACGUGGAGUUUACGAUGGUUUGUCUGGAGAUUUCAGAAUUGGCUUACUUAUACAGUUUUUAUUGAAGAAAUUAUUCGGUGCGCACAUGUUAUUGUCAUUGGGAAGAGAAUCGCACAGCACAAGAUACUCGUGCACUCUGGCCAUUAGAGGGGACAUUGGGAAUCUCAAGGCAUGCGAGUGAAGAGGCAGUCAUUAUAAUACAAAAUAUCCGUGGCAGAGGAGCCAGAAGUUGUCAGCGAAGGAAAAAAUAAAUUUUAAAAAGAAGUGGUCGGGGGAGAAAGAGAAGAAGAGGCGACCCGGAUCGUUUGGGGGGCGUUCCUCAGAGGCUUCUUGCAGGAGGACAUGAAGAACGCGAGACCCGUUGGUCACUGCUAGUCUGCUGCUGCCGUAUUAUGGACACUCCUACGACAUCUGCAGCCGGGGAAGUUGGACUCUGCUGAUGUUUCUGUCGCUGCCCAGAAGCCCAAAAGCCGAUCCGAAAUCUGCAAACGUUGCUUGGAGUGGCUGGUAAGACGGCGGUACCUGGCCUUGGGUAUUUCCAAUCUUCAGCUUGAGUGAGUUUUAAAUUCUGAGAACAAAAAUGACUAAUAAUGCUGCAGGCCACCACCCCGGCAACUCUGUUGCUGAGGGCAACCACGAAGGUGAAUUUGGCUGCACGGUUGCAGAACUGCGAUCCCUUAUGGAACUGCGAUCUGGAGAAGCAGUAAAUAAAAUACAUGAAACUUACGGUGAUGCCCAGGACAUCUGUAGAAGGUUAAAAUCUUCUCCAAUAGAAGGUUUAUCCGGCAACCCAGCUGAUCUCGAUAAACGGAAACUAGUAUUUGGUCAGAACUUUAUACCUCCCAAAAAGGCAAAAACCUUCCUGCAGUUAGUAUGGGAAGCAUUGCAAGACGUGACAUUAAUUAUCCUAGAAAUUGCGGCUAUCAUCUCGCUGGGCCUCUCCUUUUACCGCCCUCCAGGACAAGACAAUUAUUUGUGUGGAGAUGCCGCAGGUGGCGAAGAUGAAGGGGAGGCAGAUGCUGGUUGGAUCGAAGGGGCGGCUAUCCUCCUCUCGGUCAUCUGUGUGGUGCUGGUGACAGCCUUCAACGACUGGAGUAAGGAGAAGCAGUUCCGUGGGCUGCAGAGCCGCAUCGAGCAGGAGCAGAAGUUCACCGUGAUCCGAAAGGGCCAGGUUAUCCAGAUCCCGGUGGCUGAGAUCGUAGUCGGGGACAUUGCCCAGAUCAAGUACGGUGACCUGUUACCAGCCGAUGGCGUCCUCAUCCAAGGAAAUGACUUAAAGAUCGAUGAAAGUUCUUUAACAGGAGAGUCAGACCAUGUGAAGAAAUCCCUGGAGAAAGAUCCCAUGUUACUCUCUGGUACCCACGUAAUGGAAGGGUCCGGUCGGAUUGUUGUGACAGCAGUGGGUUUGAACUCCCAAACUGGUAUCAUUUUCACGCUCUUAGGAGCAGGUAUGGAUGAUGAAGAGAAGAAAAACAAGAAGGGUAAAAAACAAGGAGUACCAGAAAAUCGCAACAAAGCUAAAGCUCAGGAUGGUGUUGCGUUGGAGAUUCAGCCAUUGAAGAGCGAAGAAGGUGGGGACCUGGAAGAGAAGGAGAAGAAGAAAUCAAACAUACCAAAGAAAGAGAAAUCUGUCCUGCAGGGCAAGCUCACCAAAUUAGCCGUGCAGAUCGGAAAAGCAGGUCUGCUCAUGUCGGCAAUCACAGUCAUCAUCCUCGUCUUGUAUUUUGUCAUUGACACUUUUGGGGUUCAAGGCAAACCAUGGCUGGCAGAAUGUACCCCAAUCUACAUCCAAUACUUUAUGAAGUUUUUCAUCAUUGGAGUCACUGUGUUGGUGGUGGCCGUACCGGAGGGUCUCCCCCUGGCCGUCACCAUCUCUUUGGCCUACUCUGUAAAGAAAAUGAUGAAAGACAAUAAUUUGGUCAGACACUUGGAUGCCUGUGAAACAAUGGGCAACGCCACCGCGAUCUGUUCAGAUAAGACUGGCACCCUCACCAUGAACCGAAUGACGGUGGUACAGUCAUACAUUGGGGAAACUCACUACCGGCAAAUCCCUGCCCCGGACGCAAUCCUACCGAAGGUUUUAGAGCGGAUUGUCAAUGGGAUUGCUAUUAACUCCGCUUACACCACCAAAAUACUGUCCCCCGAGAAGGAAGGAGGUCUCCCUCGCCAUGUGGGGAACAAGACUGAAUGUGCUUUGCUUGGCUUUGUGCUGGACCUGAAACAGGAUUAUCAAGCCGUACGCAAUGAAAUUCCAGAAGAAAAGCUCUAUAAGGUGUACACCUUCAACUCUGCACGCAAGUCGAUGAGCACGGUGCUCAAGAACGCGGAUGGAAGUUUCCGCAUGUACAGCAAGGGUGCAUCCGAGAUCAUCCUACGCAAGUGCACUAAAUUAAUAAAUAAGAGUGGGGAUGUCGUGGCUUUCAAGGCAAGGGAUCGAGAUGAAAUGGUGAAGAAGGUGAUCGAGCCAAUGGCUUGUGAAGGCCUACGGACAAUCUGCUUGGCCUACAGAGACUUCGUUAAAGAGCCUGACUGGGACAAUGAGAAUGAGAUUCUUUGUGACUUGACAUGUAUCAUGGUCGUUGGAAUAGAGGAUCCUGUGCGGCCCGAGGUUCCAGAUGCCAUAACGAAAUGUCAGCGAGCUGGGAUAACGGUGCGAAUGGUGACGGGAGACAACAUUAACACUGCUCGUGCCAUUGCCACCAAAUGCGGCAUCAUCCACCCGGGAGAGGACUUCCUGUGUCUGGAAGGGAAGGAGUUCAAUCGCCUGAUUCGCAACGAGAAAGGAGAGGUGGAACAAGAACGCCUCGACAAAGUGUGGCCGAGCCUUCGUGUCCUUGCUCGUUCGUCCCCAACAGAUAAACACACGCUAGUCAAAGGUAUUAUUGACAGCACCAUCGGAGAAAUGCGGCAGGUGGUGGCUGUAACCGGAGAUGGAACGAACGAUGGACCAGCGUUGAAGAAAGCUGAUGUUGGCUUCGCCAUGGGCAUUGCAGGAACUGAUGUCGCAAAGGAGGCGUCGGACAUCAUCCUGACAGACGAUAACUUCACCAGCAUCGUUAAGGCCGUGAUGUGGGGCCGCAAUGUGUACGACAGCAUCUCCAAGUUCCUGCAGUUCCAACUGACAGUAAACGUGGUCGCAGUUAUCGUCGCCUUUACUGGAGCCUGCAUCACCCAGGAUUCUCCGCUGAAGGCUGUUCAGAUGCUCUGGGUGAACCUGAUCAUGGACACAUUUGCCUCCCUGGCCUUGGCCACUGAGCCCCCGACAGAGGCCCUGUUGCUUCGCAAGCCCUACGGCAGGAAUAAGCCACUGAUCUCUCGCACGAUGAUGAAGAACAUCCUGGGCCAUGGUGUUUACCAGCUCACCAUUAUCUUCACACUCCUCUUUGCAGGUGAGAAGUUUUUUGACAUCGACAGUGGAAGGAAUGCUCCACUCCACUCCCCCCCGACUGAACAUUACACCAUUGUCUUCAACACCUUUGUGAUGAUGCAGCUCUUCAAUGAGAUCAACGCUCGCAAGAUCCACGGGGAGCGCAACGUGUUUGAAGCAAUUUUCCGAAAUCCAAUCUUUUGCAGCAUUGUGGUGGGGACUUUUCUGAUUCAGAUCGUCAUCGUGGAGUUUGGAGGGAAGCCGUUCAGCUGCUCGGGACUGACUCUCGACCAAUGGCUUUGGUGCAUUUUCAUUGGCAUCGGAGAGCUGCUGUGGGGGCAGGUAAUCGCCACCAUCCCAACCAGCCGUCUGAAGUUCCUGAAGGAGGCGGGCCAUGGCACGACGAAGGAUGACAUCCCUGAAGGAGAACUGAUGGAGGACAACGACGAAAUCGACCACGCAGAGAUGGAACUGCGACGAGGACAGAUCCUCUGGUUCAGAGGUCUGAAUAGGAUCCAAACUCAGAUCAAAGUGGUGAAUGCAUUCCGUAGUUCCUUGUACGAGGGGAUAGAGAAGCCGGAAUCUCGCAGCUCCAUCCACAACUUCAUGACCCACCCUGAAUUCGGAAUGGAAGACGACGAGCCUCGGAUUCCCCUGAUUGAUGAGACGGACGUCGAAAUUAAUGGACUAACCAUCUGUGGAGCUCCCAGCUCACCCCGUUCACCCAACAAGAACAACAAUGCUGUGGACAGUCGCAUCAGCCUCCCCCUCUCAGACGUUAACAAGUUCGCCUCCUCUACUCCGGGAAGCCCUCUACACAGUCUUGAGACAUCUGUCUGACCAUCCCCUCAUCCUUGCUGUGCUCCGACCUUUGCACUUGCCUCUUUCACACUAUUUCCACUUAUCUUGCAGGAAGUUUAAAACAAAAAAAAAUUGUAUUUUAGUUUCAAAUAGUCUGUGGGGUGGGGGGGAGAGAACCCCCAGAUCCUAAAAUGUCUCAUGCAGGUGGGGUGGGGCGGGGGAGAGGAAAUGUUACUGGCCAUUGUGCCAUUUAAUUUCAAAACGCCUUCUGAAGUUGUAAAGCAGACCAGAACGCUAAUAGUUAAAUCUAAUUUGGUGUAAUUUAUAUUAAGGCUUUUACACUUCCUGUCACCAGCAAUUUACAAGACUUCAGGUUUUGUUGAAGUUGGGAAUGCCACAGAUUUCAUUGAAAGCGACCCACAAUCUCUUGUCCUGGCUCACAAUGCAGUUUGCCCGACUCAGUUAUCAUAAUCGGAUUGCCAUUUUAUUGAAGUGUGCAAGAGGCAAAAAGUCUCAUUGUUUCAGUUUCCUGUCUAUAAUGUCACCCUCGCUGUUGGCUCCUGUUGGCCUCUGGCAAGUGUUGGCAGUCAACUUCCAAACAAGCCAGCUGGUCAGAUCCAACGUGGCUGAAGAGUUCCUCCAGGCCCUUCCAGAGCGCCAAAGUUAGCAGCAUUCCGGGUGGAAAGGAAGGGGCGGUGUUUUAGGUGGGGUUUGCGGAGGGUGUCCAUUGGGAUCCAGAGGGGUAAAAGACAGCUCCCAGCUGGUGCUGAGCAGUCGUGGCACACGCACGCUGAGCGUUACAUUUCCCAGCUCCCAAGUCCAAGAAUGGGCACUCUGAUCAACAGCUCAGCUGCGAUUCUUUACAGACCUGAAACUGCUGGCUCUGAUAAAGAGCCACGUCCUGAGAAAUCAAGAACAGUCUCACACCAGGUUUCCCUAUCUUGCCCAAAUUCAAUGCAGUUGCAUAAUUGAGAUUAAAACAAAUAAAUCGUGAGAAUUUGGUUUGGAUUACAUCUUUCCAACACCUUAUUUGCCACUUUAUUUUCAAAGCUUAUUGUAGGCAGUGUAAUUAGAAAGCCAUUCUCUCCUUGGAGUUUUUCAGGGCUGCUUGUAACUAAAUAUAUACUUGGCUUUAUUCAAAAGGAAAUCUCAUAGCCUAACUCCUCGGAAAGCUUAACACCAUUUUAAGUGGCACCACGUGUGAGUAUUUUGUGCGCUCGAUUGGUCGUAGCAGCAUACACCACUUGUUUCCAGAUGAGCUUACCCCACAUUCAUGGUCAGGAUUUUUUCCCAUGGGUUGGUGGCUUCUGUUGAAGUCAGUGAUGCUUGGCCAGGGCUGUAGCAUCUCGCUGCCAAGUACAGCACACUGUGCAUCAAAAAUACAAGGAAUUUUCAGGAAGGUGACCUCACAAAACCAGUUAUACAGCUGCAAGCUACUUUCAUUAUGAGUAACUGGUAGCACUAAGCAGUUUACAGGAUUGCCCCCCCCCCCCCCCCCCACCAAUUCAAUGUUCCAGUAUUGUCAACAAAACUCUUGAAUGUAGGAGUACGGGUUUCUGCUACUUCGUCAUGUACUCAGCUUGGCUCAGGGGUUCCCUGAAGUACUUCAAACACAUAAAAAUCCACAGAUGCUGGAAAUCCAAAGCAACAUGCACAAAAUGCUGGUGGAACUCAGCAGGCCAGGCAGCGUCCAAGGAAAAGAGUAAACAGCCCAAAGUUUUAGUCCAAUACGGGAGGAGUCCUGAAGCAGAGUCCUGGCCCGAAAUGUUGACUGUUUACUCUUUUCCGUUGGCGCUGCCUGGCCUGCUGAGUUCUUCCAGCAUUUUGUGUGUGUUGUCCUGAAGUACUUGUCCAACCAGGAAUACCAUCAACAUGAGCUCCAGCUGAGCUUGGGGGUUCUCUGAAGUCCUUGUCCACCAUAAAUCCCGUCAACAUGAGGUCAUUUUCACUGUGACAUCUGUAAAGGUAAAAGUACCAGUUUCUACAGGAGACGUUGCUGCAACACCUCAAGAUUUUUGAGACACAGGUAAACUGAAUUACCCCCAAAAAAAUGUUAGUGUUGGUUGGCCCAAGCCAGCUUGUAAGCAUUAAGCAAACACUUUUGCUUCAAGACUUUCCAUGUUUAUUUAAUUCUAGUUGGUUUUGAUGUAUUCUGUUUCAUAGUACUACAUAGGGAAGGUUUAAAGGGAUGUUGAGAGCAGGCAGCCUCCUUAAGGCACUUUGUAAAGCUGUUGUAAGUUUUGGAAGAUAAUUAACAAGGAAAACCUAUAGAUUUAUUACAAAAGGUAAUGUUGUAAUUUACCUUUGAUAAGUUAAUAAGCCAAUGGAAAAUAUAUACUACAGUUCCACAGUAGAAUGUUUAGUUGAAAAAUCUUUGCCAGGAUUCACUUAUUUAUGAAGGGUUUCAAAAUAAUAUUUUUAACCUCUAUGCAUUAAACUGUACAGAAACAAGUAUCCCUUAUGUGCUUCUCAAUGGGAAAAGUUGCUGAAUUAUUUGUGUUUCACACCUUAGGAUAAAGAUGUACAGCUGUAAGAAAUAGUUCUAGGUCCUUAGGAAGUUUCUAGAGUUCAAAUAAGAGUCCGGUUGAGGGAUUUUCCUCGGAGUCUGUUCCCCUUCAGUUGUGGUUGCAGAGUCGGUCUGUCCGAACACAAGUUCUGAUGCUGAAAAAUGUUUGAGCAAGAAAGAUUCUGAGGAUCGAGCCCUCUUGGAAUCAAAUCAAAAGCAAAAUACCACAAAUGAAGGAUAUCAGAAAUAGAUACCCAGCUGGUCAGACAGCAUUCAUAGACAGAAACGGGUUGGAUUCCAAGUCAAUAAUUUUUCUUCCAAGCUGUGGAAAAAUUAACAGCAUCCAGCUGAAAUUUGAACUCUUUUCUGUACAGGCACUGCUGAGUGUUUCCACCCACUUCUGAUCUUACCGUGAGGGAGGCAAAUAAAUUUUGUAUCUGGUUGAAACCUUUUGAUCUGCUGAACUGGGGACAUUUUAAUUGCUGAGGAUCCAGGGAGCAAAAUGGAAGAAGCAAGGAAAUGCGAGCUCAAAAUUUUUGUCUGGAUUUCAAACUUUUUCCAUUUUGUGGGAAGAAAGUAGCACGUGCCCUGUUGUAACGCCCUGAAGGGCAAGGGGAUAUGGGUGACACUGAUAUGUGUUAAGAUGGCACUGGUGAAAUUGGGGCUCGCUUCGUGGUCAGCAUGGACCCGUUGGGCUGAAGGGCCCAUAUCUGUGUUGUACUGUUGAAUGACUGUGUGAAUGAAGUCCGAGUCUAUGCAAACUCUCCUCGUGGUGCGUACAGAUUCUCCCACAAGAGGAAACAUUCUCUCUGCGAUAACUCCUCACAAUCUUCUAGGUUUCAAUCAAUUCUCCAUCAGAGUAUAAGAUACAGGAGCAGAAUUAGGCAAUUUGGCCCAUCAAGUCUGCUUCUAGCUGAUUGUUAAAUUCCAUUAGAGUCAUGCUACAGCACAGAAACUGGCCAUUCAGCCCAUCUAGUCGGUACUGAACUACUAUUCCUACUUACUUGGGCCCUUCGCUCCUAGGUGGAGCAUAGGCCAUUGAUGAUCUCCCGUUUCCAUUAUCAAAGUCGAUGUUAUGGUUGGAGUUAAUCAACAUUUCUGCAAUCCACUGUACAGUGGACUUAGGGUUGGAUUCUGAUUAGUCCCAUUGACUGCAUCUGGACCAGAGUCCUCUGUGCUCUGCCCAUCUACUUAUCCAAACUUCUCUUAAAUGUUGUAUCCUCCUGCCUUCUCACCAUAACCCUUAGCACCCCCUCCCUGCCAAUCAAGGAAGUAUCAAUCUCUGCCUUAAGUGCACCCAAUGACUUGGCCUCCUCUGCUCUCUCUGAGAAUGAAUUCUGCAGAGUAACCGCCCCCUAGCCAGAAAAAUUCCUUCUCAUCUCAGAUCUGAAGGGAUGGUCCUUUAGGUCGGAUCUGGCCACUGUGUAGUAGUAGUGAUGCAAUCACUUGAGUGGAGUACGAUGUUCUCCUAAGGGGUUGACUGUUGGUGGCUGAUCCGUGAUCUACAUAAAAUGCAGGAUGUUAGGGUGGAUUCCUGUAGCAGAGAACGCCUGUGUGUGACUUUGUAUAAUGCGGGGAGGCUGAUGUACAAUCAUCACACAGUCCUUGACUGAUCGGGAUCAGGGUCUAGUGGCAUGGAGUGACAGGCUUCACUGCCAUCGUGAUCUUCUGCCAGCUCCACUGCUGAGGUCUUGGUCGGACCGCGCUUUGGCUGGAACCUCCCCCCCUGAGUUUACCGCCACGGGUGACCCUAUCAGGAGCUGAGCACCAGAUAGCUCAAUGUGAGACAGCGUCACUUUCGGGAUCUCUGGAGCCACGACAGGGUGACGACCCUUGGAGAGGACUGGCCAAUACUGAGCGAAUGUUACAUUCUGAAUGGAAAAGUGUGAAAAACAAACUCAAAGUUAUGAGCUCCAUGGGGCUUAACGUCUGGAAUAAUGUGGAUGUGCAGUGAUUCCAAGAGAAUAGAGCUUGGCUGUCCUUCAGACCAUGAGGCAGAGGAGCAGAAUUAGGCCAUUUGGCCCAUCGAGCCUAUUCCACCAUUUCAUCACGGCUGAUUUAUUAUCUGUCUCAACCCCAUUCUCCUGCCUUCUCCCCGCCCUGACUAAUCUAUCACCUUCUGCUUUAAAUAUAUCCAACGACUUGACCUCCACAGCUGUCUUUGGCAAUGAAUUCUACAGAUUCACCACUCUCUGGCUAAAGAAAUUUCUCCUCAUCUCUGUUCUAAAGGGACAUCCUUCUAUGCUAAGCCUGUGCCCUCCAGUCCUAGAACACCCCCCACUAUAGGAAACAUCGCUCCACAUCCUCUCCCUUCCACUGGUAGCUGCAUGCAGUUUUACCGGUGGGGUGGCACUGUUGUCAUCGAAUCCUUCAACAGAGUAGCCAUGGUCACCUGUGGGCUCCAGGAAUCAAAGCAGUUUAUCAGUAAGUCAGUUUGAUUUAUUGACAAACUACUACAAUACCCAAAAAAGAAAUUUAAGAAGUAUGAUUGCUAUUCAAAGUGGAAUUUGUAUAUGAAGUUCCAGUGAACAGUCUGGGGUGUAGAGGGUAGUGGGUGGGUAUCUCUAAAUGUGUAGAAGAGUUGGUGCUGGUGACAAUUAAUAUUAAUAAUUAUAGGUGGAAAUGCUAAAUUAGUUUAUUUCUCGUCACAUCUGCUUAGUGAAAAUGUUUGCACUCUGACAGUACCGAUCACUCAUGUCAAUGCAUUGAGGCAGUACAGGAGAAAACGGAGUGCGGUGCAAGGUGUCAAAGUUACACAAACAGGUGCAGUGCAGGCAAGCAGAAAGAUAAAGAGGCAGAUGGUGAGGUCGAGAGUCCAUUUUUACCAUUUUAGUGGUCUUUGGGGAAUGACAGAUGCAACCAACAAAGUUGAAACACUUUGCAAGAAAAUUAGGGAUGAAAGAGUGCACGUAUUCAGGAGGUUAGCCCAUUGGCCAGAGGUUUCUUUCCAGCUGGUACCUUUCCAGUGCUGGUACCUUUGCUUCUUUCCAUGAGCUCCCAGAGGCUGAUUGUCAUUUGCCCAGUGCUGCCAAGCUGUGUGUUUUGAUGUGCCUUUUCUUAACCUUGUGAGUUUGCAUCUCUGGUGUAGUUACAAGUGUCAACACUUCAGUUGUUUCUUCGGGCGAUCGUGUAGCAAAAACCAAGAACCACCUUCGCUGAGUAGGUCCCAUUGAAAGUGAGAAAACUGAUGGGCCAAAACCCUUUCUUAGUUACACCUUGGGCAGUCUGGACAGGAAGCUAAGUGGGAAACGGAUACAGCUUCCACGUUAACCAAAACACCUUGCAGGCUCAGAACUCACCAGAAUGGCACUGGCUCCCUUUCUCAUUCAAACAGUCUGCUAAGAGCUUGGAUGCUUUCUGGUGAAGCUGUACAGAGCUGAUACAUAAAUGAUUGUGAUGAAUUCCAAGCUCACUUCUUUAAUCAUUGGUGUGGCUAAGUUUGUUCUAAUAUAAGCAUAUGGUACUUCUUCUUCAUACAUUCUAAUUGGACCUGUUGUCUACUUUUUCUUAAAAUUACAGUGUCACAAAGGGGUGUUUGAAUUUACAUCCAGCCUCAACUCUACUUUUUAAUUAGUGUCUCGUGUCUUGACAUAUUUUGAUUUUUGUCUCUCUACCUUCCCCCUUCCUUUCCUCCCACAAUAUCUUUGCCUUGAUUAUAUACAGGCACAUUUCUAUUAAGUCAGGGUGAACACGUCUGUGCAUGUUCUGGUCUGACUUUACAAGCCCCACUGCGGCGAGGAGCUGGGGUACUGAGAGCCAGACCUGCACCCUGUGGCUGUAAAACAACGGCAAAAUCCUGCAGAGGCUGGAAACCUGAAAUAAAGACACUCAGCAGAUCAGUCAGCAUCUGUGGAGAGAGAAACAGGACCCCUGUCCUGAUGAAGGGUCUCAGCCUGAAACUUCAACGGUGCAUUCCCCUCCAUGGAAGCUUCCUGACCUGCUGAGUUCUCCAGCAUUUUGUGUGUGUGUGUGUGUGUGUGUCUGUGUUCCCGUUUCAAGCCUUUUGUUUCUCUCUCUCCAAUCCCAGCUGUAUUUCUACCGACUGAAGACAUCCCAAACUGUUGCGGUGAGCAUUUCACAUUGGAAUCAUGCAUAAACAAUUUUAAACUACCGUGUACUGUAGUGGUUUCCCAGUGAUAUUUAACAAAAGUUUGACUAAUUAAGGUAGCUCAAUUCUUCAACCUUUAAUGAGUUCUAAUUUUAGAAUGUAGGAGGAGUGUCCGACAUGUUUCUGGUAUUUUGGCUGAAGUGUAUCGAAAAGAAGUUGUGCUGGUUUUCAAUUCAGUGUAAAUCAUUAGAUGCUCCUGUAAGCAUAUCCUAUCCCAGUUUAAAACCAGGUGUUUAUUCGGUUAGCAAUUAUCUGAAUCAGUUAUCGUGAUGGAAAGUGCAUGAACUAAUGUAAGUUACACCAACAACUAAAUUUUCCUUGUAGAUUCUGCAAUCAAAGGGUGGGGUUUUAAGAGGGGCCAUGAGUGAGGUGCGCCAGAUUAUGAGGGAUAUCGGUAGCAUACAGUAUAGGGAACUUCUGCCCAUAUCAGAUUAGAUCAAACUAGAGGACAGGGGUUUGUGGUGAGGGGGUAAAUGAACUAGAGCAGUGGUUCCCAACCUGGGGUCCACAGACCCCUUGCUUAAUGGUAUUAGUUCAAUGCAUACGAAAAGGUUGUGAAACUGUGAGGGAGUAUCUGAGCAGAACCUUCUCCGAGAGAACGGUAAGUCCCUGGUAUACCAUUCCUGAAAAGGGUUGAAGCUGAGUGACAGAAACCAUUCAAAAAGUGUCAAGGUAAGAACCGCGAUCAUUUAGGGAUAGGACCAAGAAUGGAAGGUUUGGGCCAAAUGGCUUGUUUCCACACUUGAAACCACCUUUGAUAAUCACCCACUUUUCAGGUACAGAAGCUUCACUUUUGAUAGCAUCCUAAUGUGGCCUGUCUACCCUAAGACCAGUUUAUCAGUAAUGAGUGAUAGCUGUACCUCAACCCACUGAAAGAUGGCAAAAAAAAAGGCAGAAGUAACUGGCUCAAAGGGCUAAGUAAUAUCGCAUUAUUUUCUUAGUGAGCUGUGCGGUCUGCCUUACAAAAGGUUUGCAUUAAAAAUUUAUAGCACCUACCAAUAACUCCCAAGAUUAAACAAGUAACUUGGAGAAGUGGGUUUUGAUUUCUCCAGGACAGAGGUCCUCAAUCUGGGAUCCACGGACCCCUCACUUAAUUGUAUUGGUCUAUGACAUAUAAAAGGUUGGGAACCCCUGUUCUAGAAUCUGACUUGGUGUCGUUGCUGUAGAAGGAAAUAUAUUUACACAGGGUUUUUGGGACCACAAGUGUUUUAAACUUUUUCAAAGAAAAUUGUGCAUAAAAAGCGCCCAAGGGCCCCUUUCAUCCUCAUUAAUACUGGUCAGUGCAGCCGUGUAAGCAGUGCACAAUACUUCCCAGUUUCUGAAGAGUACGUCUUCCCCUUACGAUGCUUGCUCAGUUUGCUCUGUAAUUGUCAGCCGUACAGGGGAUCACAGUGGUAAUAGGAGGUUGCCAGUUUUCUGAUGGCUUUUUCCAUUUUCUUAUCAACCUUGCUCUGGCCCAGAAGUGUGCUUUCUCUUUUUCACUGUUCCUGUUGUUGUAUAACAUGUACACUCAGAGGCCACUUUAUUGGUAAAGGAGUGCAACUCGGUGCGGCCUAAUGCUGCUUUACCCACCAAUUCGAGGUUGGACGUGUUGUGCAUUCAGAGAUGCUGUUGUAGUGCGUGGUGAUUUGAAAUACUGUCGCCUUCCUGUCAACUUGAACCAGUCUGGCCCUUCUCCUCUGACCUCUCUCAUUAACAGAGUGUUUUCUCCCACAUAACUGCUGCUCACUGGAUGUUUUAUCGGUUUUUUUUUUACACCAUUUUUUGUAAAUUCUAGCGAAUGGGACUAAAGUCCCAGGAGACCAGCAGUUUCUGAGAUACUCAAACUACCCCAUCUGGCACCGACAAUCAUUCCACAGUCAAAGUCACUUAGAUCAGAUUUAUUCCUCACUCUGAUGUUUGGUCUUGACAACAACUGAACCUUUUGACCAUGCCUUCACGCUUUUAUGAAUUGACUUCCUGCCUCAUGAUUGGCCUAUUAGAUACCUGCAUUAACGAGCAGGUGUAACUAAUAAAGUGGCCGCUGGGUGUUCACGUUAAUGAUGUGUGCAUUGGUUAGCGUUCUUCGCAGAGAUCUGGCUCUGUGUCUCGGCUACAUCUGUUGCUUUGCCAAUGACAGGGAAACUUUCAAACCUUAAGGUCAAAAGCCAUGCUUACGGUGAAGGAUCGAUGUUUCAGAAGAAAUUCAGCCUUUUGCUUCUAAUGGUAGAAAAGAAUUUGUACGAGAUUCUUUGGUAACCGGAGUAGAAGGUUGGGCAGUUCAUUUUGUUAACUUGGACAGUGGAAGUGACUAAUUUAAUUCACUCCAGCAAGUCCUUGUGGCCAAUGAUGUUCUAGUUGUUCUUCCUUUUGAAACACCAGUUUUAAUUUAGGGAAAGGGAUUUAUAAUUGAGAUAACAGGUUAUGCAGUGGGAUAUACGCAUGUUUGUUACACAUUGCCGUCAGUCACCUUGAUAUACUGAUAAUCAGUAGGCAUUUUAAUUUCCUGUCUACUACCAGUCAUUUGGGGCAUCUUUGCUCUUAUAAAAAAAUUGUGCCCAUUUUUGAAGUAUUUUUAUAUACAUUAUGUUGAUAUUAAAUUGGUCUGAGAAUUUUGCUUUUGUGUAUAAUUCUGUUUCUAUGUAUAAUAUAUUCUAUUCUCUUGGGUUAAUUUAAAAGUGAGCGACACUAAAAAGUAUAAAGAACACACUAUGGCUUAAGUUAUUGAAUAAAAAUGUAUGGUGCUGUAGCUUAAAGGUAUAUAUUCUGUUUAAUAAGCAUCAAAAAUAGUGCAGCUUUGCUAACUUAAAUCUUGAAAGAUGAGAAACUUAAUAAAUCUGAGGUGUGUGUCUUACAUGUGUGUGCGUGUUCCUCCAUGAAACAAGUCAGUAAUGUCCAAUAGCCUUGGGAGCAAUGUCCAGGCUCAUUGCCCUAGUGUUGUAUGUUAAUCUGCUGCGGCUCUUUACCUUUGACACAGGAACUAAGGGAAUGCUUUUUUUUUGUAAAUGCACCCGACUCUUAAACUCUGCCACCAAGUUUCUCAGUUUCCAUUUAAAAGUUUUAAGAUGUUUUUGAUGAAUAUAAUAUUGAUUGUAAAAGGCGGCAAAGUCUCAUCAGCUGCGCACUGGUAACGUUUUGUGUUUUCGUCUGCUUGGGGGGGGGGGGCAGUGCAAAGUUUGGAAUGUUUAAACUGUGGGAGACCGGGAAAGAGAGCUUCGAUGCACAAGUGAAUGUAUAAUACAUAUUCUUCGGUUUUUGAAUAAUUCCAUCCUUCAAUAAACUCACUAGUGAAGCUAAACUAUUUCUUUAAAUGCAGACAAGAGCAAGACCGAGGUAUCCAGUAACUAGUGUAAUAAGCACUGGUAUUUUUGUAAAAAAAAACUCAUGAAAAGCUUAAAAAAUUUUCGAAAAUGACUGAAUAAUUAUGUGGUAUGCAUGACGUACUGUGGUGGAUCAGAGCAAUAUGCACCCUAAUGUGCUUUGCCACAUUAGCGUUCAGCUUGGAGUGCUGAUGCUGUAUCUUGCAUUUUGAUAUUUUUUUCUCAUUACCAGUGAUAUAACCUCUAUGUAAAAUGUUUUGCAUGUAUUUUUAUGGUUCUUGUGAUGGAAUGGAAUGAAUAGUCAAAACAGCUUCUUCCAGAACACAAUAUAAUCAAUGACUACUAAGUUCAGUUUGAGAAGCAAAAUCAGAUUUAAAAAUUGGCGACGAGUUCUUAAACUUCAAAAGUGUGAUUCUAGAAACUUCAGAGUAUUUUUUUACAAACAGCCUGCAUUUGUGAAUCAUAAAGAAAAAAAUGUAUCCUGCAAUCUUCUUGUAUUAAAAAGAAUAAAUAUUUCUCCUUCUGUUUAUGGAUAACUUUUUUAUCCUGUUGUAAAUAAAUUCAUUUCUUUGUUUAUUUUGAACUAUGCAAAUAGCUCUGUGGUUAUAACCUUUUCCUUGAUAUUUUUUUUCUCUUCAGUUAAAUGUGCUUUGGUGGAAUGUGUUUUGUUUUGGAAGAUUGUAGUAAAUGAACGUGUGCAGUCUCUUCCUCUCUCUUCUUUCUCUCCUCUCUCCCCAUCAAGCUAAGUUCAGACAAUGAUGUCAAUUGAUUAAAAACAAUAAAGACUCUGGGGGAAUGGAAA